AUGGCGCCUGUUUUCUCUUCCCUGACUCGCUUGACAGCAGUCAUCUCUUCUGUGCUUCUCCUGUCGGCUGACGUGGUCCUUGGUACCACCACUCGCGAACAGACUCUCACUGGGACUUACGACUAUAUCAUUGUUGGCGGUGGUGUAUCAGGUCUGGUCGUUGCAAACAGACUUUCAGAGAAAGCACAAAAAUCUGUUCUCGUCCUUGAGUAUGGUUACAAUGACAACUCAACCAAAACUCUGUGGCCUUAUUAUGGUACCGCGUACAAUGAUCCCGACAUGUUCGAGAUCAAUUCGACCCCUCAAGAGAAUCUUCAAAACCAAACUUUCGUAGCCUAUGCUGGCAAGGUCCUUGGAGGCGGUUCCAUCGUGAAUGGUAUGGGCUAUGAUCGUGGUACUCAACCUGAUUAUGAUGCUUGGGGCGAGCUUGGUAAUGAUGGCUGGGACUGGAGCAACUUGCUUACUUACUUCAAGAAGAGCAGCACUUUCACUCCUAACAAGAAGGAGACUCUCGACAAGUACAACUACACUUAUGAUCUAUCGGCUUAUGGCAAUGGACCUGUCCAAGUCUCUCUACCUGAGUGGCAGUAUCCUGAAAUGCCCGCUUUCUGGGAUGCCAUGGAGGAGAUGAAGAUCAACAAGGUGCAAGAAGGUGCUCUCGGCGAGCCUGGACACUUUUGGGUUCCUGCCAGUACCGACCCCAAGUAUCAGACAAGAUCCUCAGCCCGUUCUGCGUACUAUGACCCCAUUGCUUCUCGUCCCAACCUCAAGGUCGUUACUGGCGUACAAGUUCAAGAGAUCGUCUUCGCUACUCUGACAGCCAAAGGUGUCAAGCUGCUUGACAGAGACACUGGUAAGACCUACACUGCUUACGCCGAUAUGGAGCUUAUUCUCGCCGCUGGUGCCAUCCACACUCCACAAAUUCUGCAACUCAGUGGUGUAGGUCCUGCUAGCGUGCUCAAAGAAGCAGGUCUCAAAGUCAAGGUCGACCUUCCUGGUGUUGGCAACAACUUCCAGGACCACCCUGCAGCGUACCUGAUGUGGAACUUCAACAACGACACAACUCCUAACACAAACUCUUUGACCAACAAUGCAACUUUCAACGCUACUUCUUACGACGAAUAUGUUGCCAACAAGACUGGCCCAUAUACACAGGCUCAUGGAAACGGUGCUGCGUUCUUGCCUCUUUCGAAGAUUGCUCCGGACACUUACAAGACAAUCGCAAAUAAGCUCGCUUCUCAAGAAGCCGCCGACUAUCUCCCUGCCAUAUACUCUGAUUACCCUGAACUCGUUGCUGGUUACGAAGCACAACGCAAGAUCCAGGUUCAACAGUUCAACUCUGACAAUGCCUCGAUGUAUGAGUUCUCUUUCCAGGGUGGCGGUUUUGCUAUCACUGCUCUUCAGAAGCCUACCAGCCGUGGUACUGUUUACAUCAACCCUAAAAACCCUUACGGCGAGCCAAUCAUCGAUUAUCACGGUCUUCAGAACCCCGUUGACAUGGACCUUCUGCUUGCCAGCAUUCGCUACACUCGUCAGAUCUACAACACUUCUGCGCUGUCUGUCUUCGAGCCGGUCGAGCUCACCCCAGGCACUAAGUACCAGACUGAUGAUGAGCUCAAGUCGCAGAUUGCAUCGGGUCUUGUGUUGCCCACCUUUGCUCAUCCUGCUUCAUCAUGUGCUAUGAUGCCGAGAGAUCUUGGUGGUGUCGUCGAUUCUGGCCUCCAAGUUUAUGGUAUCAAGAAGGUUACCAUUGUCGAUGCUUCCAUUAUGCCACUCAUCCCGGGUACUCAUCUGCAAGCUACUGUCUAUGCCGUUGCUGAGAAGGCUGCCGAUAUUAUCAAGGCUAGACAUGGCGCUCUUUGA
Aureobasidium melanogenum CBS 110374 is the source of this 1863-nucleotide messenger RNA. RefSeq names its product choline dehydrogenase-like protein. Gene Ontology annotation, biological process: secondary metabolite biosynthetic process. Gene Ontology annotation, molecular function: flavin adenine dinucleotide binding; oxidoreductase activity, acting on CH-OH group of donors. The record is from RefSeq and is a predicted model, not a curated record. The coding region runs from base 1 to 1863 and encodes 620 amino acids. Lineage: Eukaryota; Fungi; Ascomycota; Dothideomycetes; Dothideales; Saccotheciaceae. The transcript has 3 exons.